Molecule: messenger RNA, 2517 nt
Organism: Staurois parvus
Lineage: Eukaryota; Metazoa; Chordata; Amphibia; Anura; Ranidae
Source: the annotation of a GenBank genome assembly
AUGCAUUACUUACAUAGAGCAUGGCAAAAGCAAGUGCAUGGGGAUGCAUGCAUGAUUGGGAUAGCAACAUGUGCUUAUAUUGAUAAUGUUGAUAAAUGCAUACAUUUCAUUAGUUUAUGUACAUAUCAACAGCCUAAUACUUUCGUUGUGCCUCUAGAAGCCCCAGUGUAAACCGUACUAUUCGGAGUACUCACACCUCCGUCUCUUAAUACAUCACAUGUGUACAAGUCACUAUCUGGACCUGUUCAUUACGGGGGUGAUUGGACUCAAUGUUAUAACUAUGGCGAUGGAGCAUUAUCAACAACCAAGGGUACUAGAUGAAGCUCUGAAGAUCUGUAACUAUAUUUUCACCCUGAUUUUUGUCCUGGAGUCUGGGUGCAAAAUGAUUGCGUUUGGUUUUCGCCGCUUUUUCAAAGACAGAUGGAAUCAGUUAGACUUGGCAAUUGUCCUUCUUUCCAUUAUGGGGAUCACAUUGGAAGAGAUUGAAGUAAAUGCCUCACUACCAAUAAACCCCACCAUUAUUCGGAUCAUGAGGGUUCUCAGAAUUGCUAGAGUCCUAAAGCUGCUGAAGAUGGCUGUUGGAAUGAGGGCUUUGCUGGAUACCGUUCUGCAGGCUCUUCCUCAGGUGGGGAACCUAGGCCUCCUCUUCAUGCUGCUCUUCUUCAUUUUUGCAGCUUUGGGAGUGGAACUCUUUGGUGAUUUGGAGUGCAACGAUUCCCAUCCAUGUGAAGGUCUUGGGAGACAUGCCACCUUUAGAAAUUUUGGAAUGGCCUUUUUAACUCUCUUCCGAGUAUCUACAGGUGAUAACUGGAAUGGCAUUAUGAAGGACACACUGCGUGACUGUAACGAGGAAUCAACCUGCUACAAUACAGUCAUCUCCCCCAUCUACUUUGUCUCCUUUGUGCUAACUGCACAGUUCGUUUUGGUCAAUGUGGUCAUUGCUGUUUUGAUGAAGCAUUUAGAGGAGAGCAAUAAAGAAGCCAAGGAGGAGGCAGAGCUGGAGGCAGAGAUGGAGCUGGAAUUUCAGAUUCAGAACAUGCAAGGUCCAGACAGCGACUCUUUCCUGUGGGCUGGACGGGACCUUAGCUACACUCAGGAUAAUCCCUAUGGAUAUAUGAACUCUGUGAAGGAUAAGGUGGAUUCCCAGCUGUCAUUAGUUCAUCCCAUGGAAAGACAUAUGUUUGAUACAAUAUCAUUACUAAUCCAAGGAUCCAUAGAGGGGGAGAUGAGGCUUAUGGAUAACCUGUCUGGUUCAGUGUGCCAUCAUUAUGCCCUUCCUCCAUAUGAAAAAGGUUCAUCUGAAAAUCAAAUCCCACUGGCAGAGAUGGAGGGCUUGUCCCUGACUUCGGACAUUCUGUCUGAAAAGUCCUGGUCGCUGGCCUUAACGGAUGACUCGCUGCCGGAUGACAUUGUCUUCAGUGUCCUUGAAUCCAAGACUGACUUUUCUCCGGAGCAAAAAUCAUCAAGCACGAAGGAAAGCAACUUGUUAAGUGUGAAGAAGCCACCGGUGUGCCGAACCCACUCCCUGCCAAAUGACAGCUACAUGUUACAGACGGGGGAAUCUUGUGCAGAGUGUCAGGCAAAGAGGAUACCAGUCUGCCAAAAAUCAGGUUCCAGUGUCCAUGUUCAGUGUCAGUUAAACGACGGCAGUUGUGGACGAAAAGAGUCUACGAUAAAUGACAGAAAAUCUGAAGGCCUCAUACCAAAAUCAACGUACCAAUGCGAUCACCGUCCACUCACAGAAUGCUGUAUAGACAGAAGGCGAUCCAUAACGACUCUUUUGACAUGCUGUUGGACAGUAAGGAAAAUGACAACGGAGAUACAGUGGAUCAUCUCUUCGUGAAUUUACCUGUUUGCCAACCAUCUGCAGAGGUGCCAAAUGCUCCAAAGCCAAAGGAGCCAGAAAGAACUUUUUGUGAUCUGGAAAAAUGCACUCCAUACACACAACACUGUCGCGAUACUCACCAGUGGCCGAGUCCUGCCCAGACUAAUAGGUACUCUUUGAAAGAACUAUCCUCAGCCCAAGAAAGGACACAUUUGUUGAGUACGUCUCUUUGUAAAAAACAUUUGAGCUUAAAAGCGUGCGAAACGCUAAGACUCUACUCUGCCGCUUACUCGUUAAGCCAGAAGGUAAAACUGGAAAAUAGCAACAAUGUAGUUCUGAAGGACAUGAAGAAGUUCUACAGUGUUGAUGCACAUGGUGCCCUUAGAAAAACCACCUCAUGGCUGGAUGAAGCCAGAAGACAUUCUAUUGAAAUUUGUUCCAUGGAAAAUAGUCUUUCUCGCUACCCAGCCUCCCGUUCUUGUGGCUUUAUCAGCCAUAUACUCAACGAGAGGGACGACUUUCUAACCGUGCAGAGAACUGGUGGACACAUUGCCUACUGCCCGGAGUGCAUGCCUGCUUCUAGACAUUCCUGUCUGGAACCUGAGACCCUGAAAAGACAAUCUUACUCAUUAGAUUCUAAGGACCUCCCUAACAUUGUUGAUCCUUUAGUCCCAGAGAUGUCAAUAUCUUAA